AUGGCUCUUGAACGAACCGAUUCUGGCACUAGCCAUGACAGUAGGCCCUGGCCGUCAGUCGAUGUGGCGCCAGAGCCUUAUCGAGGGCCUCCUAGAAACAUCGAGUCCAUCAAGGACCUCAACAGGGAGCCGUUCCGCGGAGACGUUUUGAUUGAACGAUUUACAGCGGUGGGCCAAGUACCAGAUGUAGAACAGCUCAGGGCGCAAGUUGGUGUCAGGGUGUUCUAUGGAAAAGGCAGAACACUAAUGUCAGGUUUGGGAGACGCCCACACCCAUCUUACCUGGAAUAGUGGUGAUCUGGAGCAAUUGGGACCCUCGGGAGUGGAGGAACAUACACUCCUGACUAUGCGGAGUGCGCAAUGUUUUCUCGAUUCUGGCUACACAAUGUAUGCCAUAAAUGCUGGAGACACACCUGGUCCCAGAUAUCUUGCUAACGGGAAAGAUAUGGCGCGACGGGGAGGCAAGCUCGUUGGAGGAAUCACAGCUUUUGCAGACGGGCCAGAAGAGAUGCGGGAGGUCAUCAAACACCAUGUCCAGCUCGGAGUUGACAAUAUCAAAUUGAGCAUGAGUGGCGAAGAAGCAAGUGAAACCACACGAUCGGCCCAGGACUGCUACUUCACCGAAGAGGAGACCCAAGCAUGUGUGGAUGAGGCCCACAAACAUGGAAAACGUCUGUGUUCACACGCUUGUGCCCGUGACUCCGUCAUCAUGUCGGUCAGACACGGAAUCGAAACAAUCUACCACGCCUCUUACAUCGAUGAUAGAGGCAUGUACAUGCUUGAGCAAGCAAAGGCCAAACACAUUGUUGCUCCAGCGAUCAACUGGCUGGUAUGUACGCUGAAUGACGCGGAAGCAUUUGGCUAUCCCAGGGAAGCAGCCGAGAAAGCAGGCUACAAACGCGAACUCGAUAUUGCUAUUGCCGGGCUGCGGGAGAUGCAUCGCCGGGGUAUCGUCGUUUUGCCUGGUGGUGACUACGGGUUUGCAUGGACACCGCAUGGAACGUAUGCACGGGAUCUCGAGCACUUUGUGAAGCUCCUGGGCUUCACCGAACAUGAAGCCAUCAUCGCAGCGACGGCUGGGGUUGCAGCUCUAUUCAUGCAAUCAGAUGAACUAGGCAAAGUUCAACCGGGCUAA
This is a messenger RNA of Bipolaris victoriae FI3, 1134 nucleotides long. RefSeq lists its product as hypothetical. Gene Ontology annotation, molecular function: hydrolase activity. Lineage: Eukaryota; Fungi; Ascomycota; Dothideomycetes; Pleosporales; Pleosporaceae. The coding region runs from base 1 to 1134 and encodes 377 amino acids. The transcript is spliced from 5 exons. The record is from RefSeq and is a predicted model, not a curated record.